Botrytis byssoidea is the source of this 2669-nucleotide messenger RNA. RefSeq lists its product as uncharacterized. Gene Ontology annotation, biological process: inositol phosphate biosynthetic process. The coding region runs from base 1115 to 2197 and encodes 360 amino acids. The record is from RefSeq and is a predicted model, not a curated record. NCBI's taxonomy places the organism in Eukaryota, Fungi, Ascomycota, Leotiomycetes, Helotiales, Sclerotiniaceae. The transcript is spliced from 4 exons. Gene Ontology annotation, molecular function: ATP binding; inositol-1,3,4,5,6-pentakisphosphate 2-kinase activity. Gene Ontology annotation, cellular component: nucleus.
UUUACAUCUGGAUAUCAAAAAGUGCUCAAAACAAUCUACACAGAAUGUAAAGUCACUUGUCAUUCAUUACAUAGAGCCUCUCAGUCGAGAGAUCUGAGUGUGAUGUAGUCCAUCUUAUACUCCGCACCUCCGCCUCUCUUCAUCUUCUCACCUCCCAGUACUCUUCAAACGAGCAUGGUUAUUCAAUCACAUAGAAAGUUCUAUAGAAACCCUAGCCCAACAUCUCUCUUCAUGCAGCAUUCUUCUCAUUUUGCUUCAAGGUCAUUCCUUCAAUUGUCGCCAGCCUCGGGGGCACAUGGUGAUUUGCGAAGAAGUUAUGAAGUGCGACUACGUAAUUUGCAGCAUGAAUACAAUACACACUACCCUAUCACUGAUCUCUGUUUCAAAUCACAACAUCAACAACGCCGAGGUCUCUAUCCCGUUGAAGGGCGGUGCCGGCAGAAACAUGGGAACAAAGUGGAAGAGACAUCUUCUUCACCCCAUCUUCUUCAGUGAUACCAGACCUAUGAUUUCAUAAGUCUCACUCACACGUCAAGCUUCCAUAUGUGAAUAUGAUGAUAGCAUUCCAUGUUUACUCGGCAUCAUAGUCGCCAACCAUCUCAUUCAAUCUCACUUCUUUCCUUGGUCUCUAGUCUAGUCGAGAUUACACUUGAUCCAUGGGGAAUGAUGGAGCUCAAUUCGAGAGUCUCAAUGUUAUUCUGCGGGCCUUGAUAUCGUACAGCCUUCAAGUACAGAUUCUCAAUAUAGUUCGAUUCAAUACCUACAAAGUUUUAUAUCACCGCUGCUUGGCAAUAUUAUUACUGCACCUCUAGCUGUAUUUUCACCCUUUUUUGAUUCCAUCUUCAUCUCCGUCGAAUUCUCUUACUGAAAUUCCUUCCACGUUUCCAUUCCCUAUAGGCUAUCAUCUUUUCUCCAAUACAUUCAUACCUCCCACUUCAUCCCAACUUCUUGACUCAGCUUGUCUUUCCCUCCACCACUAAAAGUCCAAGCGUCAUUUGCGCUUAAGCUAAAUUUGGAUUACGGUGAACGAAAGAACCCUGAUAUGACGCAUUACUUAUCAUCUUUUCCCCGAUUUUCCAUUCAAAUCAAUUUGAUAUAAAUACAAUAAAUAAUAAUGAAUACUUUAUCAAUUCAACCUUAUCAUCUCCCCAACAGUCAUAUCAGUAUCAAAGUUCUUGCAGAAGGGGCUGCAAAUGUUAUAUAUCAAAUCACGGUUGGUCCAGGAUCACAAGACAUUGCCGAACUGGACAAGGAUCAUCAAGAAUUAGAACAUCUCUCUGGAAAAUUAUUACGUCUUCGGAAAGAUGUUCCCACUACAGCCCCAACUGCAGAUUCACAUCAGCAAUGGCUCGGAUAUAUCUUACCCCUAUUCAAACCAGAACAAUUAGUCACUCAAGAAUUGGUCUACAUUGGUCAUCUCAAUGUAAUUCCUGGAUUGAAUACCGAUCUCAGACGUUUUGAUAACCCCGGUGGUACAUCUCCCUCAAAUCAUCUCGCCCCACCACCAAAAGGGAAAUUUUAUCGUUCAAGAGCACAAAGUGGUACUUUCUUAGCGAAAGACGAUUAUGGUCUUCUGGUAACAGAUAUGACACCAAGGAAAUCAUUACAAGAAACUGUCGUAGAAUUUAAACCAAAAUGGCUCUCUCCAUCCCAUGAAAUGCCACCUAAAGCCAUAAGAUGUCGUACUUGUGCCCUUCACGCACGUCGGAUCGCUUUGGGAGAAGAAAGAAAAAAUACUGAUCUUCAAUCAUAUCUUUGUCCACUCAAACUUACGGAUGAUGACCCAAAGUUAAAGUUCGCAAACUAUGAGGCAUCCGCUUCACAUAUAUUACACAAAACUCCUGAAUCACCUGCCGUUCAAUCACUUGCACAAUGGAUCCACGAAGAUCCUUUAUUAAAACGGCUUCGCGAUCUCCAAACAGAGUAUGAUCGUAAGGGAUCGUUGAAGUCGGAAAAAGCAUCGCAUGAACUUUGCGUGGCGAUGACCCUCAGAGAUUGUUCUUUGUACAUUCGUAUGAAUAAGAAUUCACAGGUUAUAGAAGCUCGUUUGGGAGAUCUUGACUAUAAAUCGGCUAGUAAAUAUUCUUCGUGGAGGAAGAAAGAACAGGAAUUGGUUGAUGAGGGGUGGUAUUGUGGUGAAGAAAAGAAGGAACUGAAACAACCCAUUGACGAGUGUCUGUUGUCAAGAAGGAUUUGAGUUAUGUGGAAACACUUCUGAUGCCACCGGGCUGGAGAAAGUCUCUGGUGAGAAGUUUCAAUGAGUUGGGAAUUCCAUAUUCAUGAAGUUGAUUUCCAAUAUUGCCUGCAGUCUGAUAAUCAAGAGCUCUGAAUGUCCGAAGACAAUUCGAAAAUCGAGAUGCAAUCAACUUCUCCGAUCACUCGAACCUUCUGGUCAUAUUCGAGCAGUGAUAGCUACGAUCAUCGGACUGUAGUCGUAGCAACGGAUACCAUAGAAGAUAGGAUUUCGUGCGGGUGGGAAUAAUGUUUAAUGGAGUUUGACAUAGAUGGUUGGGAACAUGGGUUAGAUAAUAAUUAUGAGACACCCUUAUUUUUUUCAUUGACACUGCUACUUUAUACGUAUCCGCUAUAGAAGGUAUGGUUGGGGAAAUAAGUAUUGAGGGAUAUUUUGUGUAUUCGCCGGAAAGGACAAGUGCGGGAAAUUUACAUUU